CAAACCCCGCCCCCCGACCAGGCCCCGCCCCCGCUGCGCUUUCCGGCCUUUUCGCGACUCCCCCGCUCCCUUUACGGCCGCGCUGAAGUUUUACGACCGUCGGGGGGCCAUGGCCGGGGCAGAGCGGGACCGGCCAGGGGCGGCCGAGGAGGAGGAAGAGCAGGAGGAGGAGGAGGAAGAAGAGGAGGAAGAAAAAGAGGAGGAGGAGGAAGAAGAAGAGGAGGAGGAAGAGCAGGAAGAAGCAAAGGAGGAGAGUCCCCAGGGCUCCCCCCCCGCGGCCCAGGCGCCCCCCGGGCCGCCCCCCAAGCCGGUGGUCCCGGGGGUCCUUUACUUGUCCUUCCUCCCGCCGGGGUUCGGGCCCCGCCAGGCGCGGGCGCUGCUGCGGCCGCACGGGGAGCUGGGGAGGGUCUUCCUGCAGCCAAAGGGGGGGUCUGUUCGGCGGCGGCGGCAGCGGCCGGGCGGACCCCAGGGGGGGUCCUUUGCCGAGGGUUGGGUGGAGUUUCGGGACAAACGAGCGGCCAAACGAGCGGCCAAACUCCUGCACGGGACCCCCAUGAGCGCCCGGCCCCGCAGCCCCUUCCGAGAGCAGCGCUGGAGCCUCAAG
Neopelma chrysocephalum (saffron-crested tyrant-manakin) is the source of this 604-nucleotide messenger RNA. RefSeq names its product activator of basal transcription 1-like. The record is from RefSeq and is a predicted model, not a curated record. The annotation marks the transcript as partial. Gene Ontology annotation, biological process: endonucleolytic cleavage to generate mature 5'-end of SSU-rRNA from (SSU-rRNA, 5.8S rRNA, LSU-rRNA); small-subunit processome assembly; endonucleolytic cleavage in 5'-ETS of tricistronic rRNA transcript (SSU-rRNA, 5.8S rRNA, LSU-rRNA). Gene Ontology annotation, molecular function: RNA binding. The transcript has 3 exons. Lineage: Eukaryota; Metazoa; Chordata; Aves; Passeriformes; Pipridae. Gene Ontology annotation, cellular component: nucleolus.